Molecule: messenger RNA, 1593 nt
Organism: Aspergillus calidoustus
Lineage: Eukaryota; Fungi; Ascomycota; Eurotiomycetes; Eurotiales; Aspergillaceae
Source: the annotation of a GenBank genome assembly
AUGACCUUUUCGCGGCGCAUAACUUGGACCUGGCUGGCCCAGGUCCAGGAAACACGCCAUUCUCUUGUCCCGUUUCUCUAUCAAACCCGCACACUCACCACCUCGCCGCGCUUCUUGCGACUCCAGUCCCAACCCUAUUCGCAAUAUUCACCCUUUGAGUCCGCAAAGGCCGGGGCAGAAAAUGACAGCUCAUCCGGACCAACUCAUGAGAACAACUUUAACUUGCCGAGCGAGCCUGUUCCAGCUAUUCGAACCAGUUUUAUCAAAAAGAAAGCAGCCUCUGUGGCCGCGCGUAGAAAAGCUCACAAAGGACUGGCAGCGGAUCCGACGAACAAGUCAGUGGAGCAAUAUCUAAGGCCUGUUGUGAAAGUCGACCCGCUUGCGACGACGAUCGAACCUAAGAUGACCACUGACGAGACACGAACGUUGGCAUCCCUCUUUCAGCAGCUGGAAGAGGAUACAGGUGUGGAUGCAAAGUCGGUUAUGGAAGGAGACUACUUGGAUUACGAUGGGGUGUCGAUGGCGGAUCGGAAUCCCAUGCAAGAAAUCUAUUCAAUUUUCGAUGCCGCCAUGCAAGAUGCAAAUAUGCGGCUGAACAACUCGGGCGUCUCAGAGGGUCCGACGUCCGAGGCCGAGAUACAUUCAGAGACGGAAAUCAUGGAUGCUGUGGAGCCCGGAAAUACUUCUAGCUCUUUACAUUCUGACAGCGAGGGGUUUGAGCGGCCCGGGGUGUCCAAAGAGUAUAAGGAGUUUGAGAAAUUCGAGGGCUUCGAGGAUUCCGGAGGGCUCGAGGUAGAGGCACCUUCCCGCAGAAAGGGUAAAGGCAAAGUUAACCUCAAGUUGCUCAAAGAGACUAUCAACCGGGAAGGGUUGAAGAUUGAGUCGGCCCUCUGUCGCGCGGCUGAGGAUAAGCAACAGGGAGAAAUUCGAAUUUGGAAGAUAUGCAAGGAGAGUAUAUUCUCAAUGAUACAACACCUUGUACCAGAUGGGAAGCGGGAGGCCACCUCGUCUAUGCUUGAUGAGCUCGAGUUUCCCGGUAGACGCGAGCUCGGUGAUCAAUCCAAAACUGACACCACUCCCAUCCUGGAUGUCCCACCGUUUAUCCCCAUCGAGGCUGUCGUCACUGAGCUCUAUCCCAGGAUGCUCCUCUCGACAUUCCGCCUCUUGAACCUCCACUUCCCCCAAUCUUUGUUGAUUGCGCAGUUCCGGUCCACCAUUAACUCUCUCGGUCGCGAGUCUGCUGUACUUGGUAGCUCCAUGGAGCUGUACAACGAGUUGAUUUACUUCUACUGGCGUGGUCGCCACGAUAUUCCUGAGGUGCUGUCCGUCUUGCGCGAGAUGGAAGUGCUGGGGCUCUCCCCAAACAAGCUUACCCUGCUUCUCCUUAAAUCGAUCUCGGCGCAGCGAAAGAAAGAUUUGGAAUCGCUGAAACUAUCUGAUGCUGGUCGAUUGUGGUGGGACCUACCGCAAAUCCGCAAAGCCAUGCGCGACUUGGAUGGAGAUGGUGGCUGGAUUGAACAGGUGAGAGAGCAGCUGGAAUUCCAGACCCGCCGCGAGAGAGAACGAUCCCGAACGCUAUGGGGGCAGGUAUAA